Molecule: messenger RNA, 5460 nt
Organism: Gopherus flavomarginatus (Mexican gopher tortoise)
Lineage: Eukaryota; Metazoa; Chordata; Testudines; Testudinidae
Gene: POM121
Product: POM121 transmembrane nucleoporin
Exons: 13
Coding region: 223-3180 (985 amino acids)
Biological process (GO): protein import into nucleus; RNA export from nucleus
Cellular component (GO): nuclear pore
Molecular function (GO): structural constituent of nuclear pore
Source: RefSeq, a predicted model, not a curated record
CGGGCCGAGCCGCGCCCCGCCGGGGGAGCCGGGACCGCGCUGCCGGGACCGAGCCGCCGCCGGGCCGCGGGGGAUCACCUGACUCCACCAACUCCCUUUGCGCUGGCUCCUCGGCGCCGGUAUCCAAUUCAGCAGGCCCAAUACUCCUCGUUGGGGGCCCUUCCCACAGUAUGCCUGGAUGGCUACCAGAGGAAAAGCCUGCUAUCUGCUCGCAACUCCAGCAUGGUGCACAGCCCGGUGACAGUGAAGAUUGCCCGGCCGGACAGCAACCUGGCUCGCUCUCCACUCUUGGAGCAGCUGGUUUCGCCUAUGGCCUUGUCAUGCAAUAGCACCGUGGACCCAUGUGCAAAGGAGACUGUACUGAGUGCCCUCAAAGAGAGCAGGAAGAGGGCUGUGGAGGAGGAGGACGACCAGAGUUUCCCCAGUGGUCAGGAGAACAAAAGAAGACGCCAUGACAGCAGUGGCAGUGGGCAGUCUGCAUUUGAGCCUCUGGUAGCCAAUGGAGCCCCAGCUUCUCUGGUACCCAAGCCAGGCACUUUGAAGAGGGCCCUCGUUUCCCAGUGCCUAGAUGAUUGCUUGAGCAAGAGAUCGCGCUCUUCUUCCAUCAGCUUCAUGAACACCACAUAUACUGGUGGGAUUCCCAGCUCCAUCCGCAAUGCCAUCGCUAGCUCCUACAGCUCCACCCGGGGACUCUCGAAGUUGUGGAAGAGAAGUGGCCCGAGUACUUCACCUCUCUCCAGUCCAGCCUCUUCCCGCUCUCAGACACCGGAGAGGCCUAGCAAGAAAGCCAGGGAGGAGGAUGCUCACUGGUCCAGCACGUCUACCCCUGUAAAAUCUGACAAGGAGCUGCAGACAGAAAAGGCUUUGGAGACUCCUGUGCGGAAGAAGCAGAGUUCCUUGACCUCGCCGGCCAUGUCGGGGAGCAGUGGGAAACGCAAGCGGAAGAUCCAGCUGCUUUCUUCUCGCCGAGGAGACCAGCUUACCCUGCCCCCACCCCCUCAGCUGGGUUAUGCUGUCACAGCAGAGGACUUGGAUGCAGAAAAGAAAGCAGCACUGCAAUGGUUCAACAAAGUCUUGGAGGAUAAGACAGCAGUAGAGGCCACCCCAAGCACUGCUGCAAAAAGCACCCCUGCAUCCAGGCCUGUGUCAUUCACACUGACAUCUACUGGGCCUGCAUCUGUUUCCUCGGCCCCCCUGGUCACCAGCACUGGGUCACUCCUGGAGAGUCUGAAGAAGAUGCAGAGCAGCCAGAGUGCACUUGUGCUUUCAGAUUCGACUGGUGCUGCAGUGACAUCUCAGCUGCCUCUGACAGUUCCCAUGGUAUUGCUGGAUUCAGGUUCACUCCCUGCAGCUGGGUCUGACUCCAAGCCUGGGCCAACAUUAAACUUGCCUGCUCCCUUGGCCCCUCCCUCCUCCGCUGCCCAGCCUGCCAGCACUGUGAGCAACGUGGCGAUUCCUGCUUCAACUGACCUGGGCCAGACGCCCACCAAGACACCCUCCCCCCCUAAACCCAGCAUUCUCUUUGGGAUGCUGAGCACACCGCCUGCCAGCCAGCCUGGACCAGGGGCAGCAUCGACCGCACCCACGGCCACUCCCAUGUUCAAACCAAUCUUUGGCACCCUGCCAAAAAGCGAGAGCGUGGCGCGCUCUGCAGCUGGCACCUCUCUGGCAGUCGCAAUAUCUACCAGCUCUGUGCCUCCCUCGACAGCGUCUUCCUCUGCCGCCACCACCACCACCACAUUCAAGCCCGUCUUUGGGAACUUAGCAGCUGCUGCUGCACCUAUAGCAACAGCGUCUCCUUUCACAUUCAAGCAGAUACCUCAGCCAGCCCCAGCUGCUGAUCUGACAGCACCUUCCACUACAGACACCACCUCUGUCUUCACCGGCCUCCCCAGCGCUGUCUUUACUACUGCAGCCAGCGCUGCCAGCACACUGAGUGCCACCACUGACGCCACCACAAAGCCAGCCUUCAGCUUUGGACUUGGCGUGCCGCUCGCCACCAGUGCAUCCAACAGCACAACCGUCACUGCGCCCGUCUCCACUAGAGCAACCCAGCCGUUCCUGUUCGGAGCCUCUCCAAACCCGGCCCCCAGCACAGCAGCAAGCUUCACAUCUACCGCUCCUAUCUUCCAGUUUGGAAAGCCUGCAGCCCCCACUGCCAGCGUUCCGGCAGGCUCCACCUUCGGGCCAGCACAGGCUGCUCCCAGCACCACUGCUGGCUUUAGCAUCUUUGGGGGCACAAAUCUGACCUCUUCUACCCCACCAACCACCAGUCAGUCAACGCUGUCGUUUGGUUCCUCCACUGCAGCAUUUGGCGGUUCCUUCGGAACAGGUGCAAAACCGCCCCCUCCGUAUCCCGGUGCAGCUGGUCAGCCUGCGUUUGCCAGUGGCACCCCGGAGAGCCAGCAGCUCACCAGCAAACCUGCCGCUGGCCCCGCGAGCUUUAGUACCCCUGCUUUUGGCUUUGGGGCCUCUGCAGCUCCCUCUGCGGCACAGCCGGCGUUCGGGAACAACUCGCAGCCAGUUUUCGGAGGGACUAAUACCCAAGUUUCCUUUGGCACCAACAGCUCCCAGCCAGCUUUUGGAGGCACUACAUCAGUGUUUUCCUUUGGAACAGCCACCGCUUCAAGCACGUCGAGUUUUGGUUCCAACACCCAGCCUACGAAGAGCAGUACAGGUAGCAUGGUAUUUGCCGGAACCACCGCCUCUCCGUUCCCCUUUGGGGUGUCCAACCAGCAGAGCACAGGCGCCAGUGCCUUUGCCAUGGGAGCGUCUGCCCUGAGUGGGGGCACCCCCUCCGUGGCAUUCAAUUUUGGGGCUGGACAGAACGGAUCGGCAAGCACAGCAACCCCCUUUGGUUCUUCCCUGACACAGAACACGUUGGGUGCCCAAAACCAGAGCGCGCCGUUCGCCUUCGCUGUGCCUGGCACUCCUGACAGCAAGCCUGUGUUUGGAGGAACUCCCACUCCCUCCUUUGGGCAGAGCACACCUGCUCCAGGAGCAGGGCCUGUCGGGAGCAACAGCCUUUCCUUUGGGACCCCCAGCACUCCUGGGUCGGGCUUUGGAGGAGCCAGGCCUCCAUUUGGACCAUCAACCCCUGCGUUUUCCAUCGGGGCAGGAUCCAAGACUGGGCCCCGUCAGCGGCUGCAGGCACGAAGGCAGCACCCCCGCAAAAAAUAACCUCUUGGGUCUUCUGUUGGAUCUUAGUUCUGGCCCAGCUGUGAAGAGCCCCAGCCCAGCCACCCGAGCCGAGGGUAUCUGAGCUCUAAGUAGCCCUUCUGACAAGGAGCCGGGGCCCUUGGGUCAGGCGCUCGGUUCUGAAAUCGGCUGGAGACGCUUCUGGGUGGCGGCGACUCCGACGCAGGACAGGACAAACCAAACCCUUCGUACUUGAACAGUUCCACAGCCGAGACUGGAUAAACUCUGUACAUAUCAGCAGCGUUCCUUUCCUCCCUUAUUUCUCCAGGGCUCACAAUGUGUCAUUUCUCCAUGGCUUCAUCUAGCAGCUCCUGUGCUCUUCUGACCAUACUGACACUUCAGCCUUGCCCAUCCACCGUGUACCGAGUGUGUGGCGUCGGAGCUGGUGGGGGACGAGGGGAGGUGCCCAUGGUGCAGGCUGAUAUGCACGUUCCCUGUCUGUGCCUGAACGGAAACUCGCAUUCUGCUCCUUCCCAUGCUGUGGCCCUGCGUUCCCCUGUGUAGCUUUGCUGUAAGUGAGGCUCUUCCCUCCAGGCAGAUGCGUUCCCAGUCUGCCUCGUGGCUGCUGGUUCUGGAAGGGGCGUAUUUUCACUGGCUCCAGAGGCCUUUCCCUGCACGGUGAUCUCAUGCCCUGGUAAAUGCACCUCUCGCCCCUCCUCCUAAGGGACUCCAGCCUCUGGUUUGAACUGGCAGGUGCUGGCUUGCCAGACAUCUGGCCUGGGCAAAUCUAGUGGGUGGGACUGGCCCGAGUCCCUGUGUGUUGGGGAGUAACUCUUGGUGCUCCAGACAGCUCCUGCAUCUGCGCCUAAUGACCCACUGUGAGCAAUCUGCCUCUCAGUGGUCCCACACAGACCCUGCAACUCAGCAUCUUGCCUUUGCUGCGGGAACCCAGGCCACUGCAGGGGUAGCCAACCUCUGCAUCCAGGAGAGCAGGAGGGUGGUGCCUUUGGUGCACGAGCCAUGUUCUGCCAGGCCCAGGCCCAGGCCCAGGCAUGAGCAGAACCCCUGCCCAGAGGAGGUGGGAUGCUGCCACUUACUGCCCUCUCCCAUCGUGAUGCUUCUGUAGUCUUCCCUGCUCCUGUCUAAGCACUGUCUGUUGUGCUCUUCGUAUGUCUGUUCGCUCAUUGAAUCGAGCUUGGAGGAAGAAUUGAACCGUGUGAGUGGCGGCAUGUUGGUAAUGCCGGAUUUGCUGUGUAAAGAUUUUGCGGGGAGGCUGUCUCCUAGUGGAGGAUGCACCCUGCCUCAUUGGGUGUUGAGAGUAGCAUCGUUGUGUGGCUACUAGUGCUGAGUGAACUCUAUCUUAAAUGUGAUGACUGAAAGGAUGGCAGCCUGGGCCGUGGGCGGGUCGCAGGGGCUGGAAGGGUUCCCUAGGUCCCAGGCUGGCAGCUCUUCUCUCCUGUGUCUGCCCACGAGCUUGGUACCCAGCCAUGGGUCUGUCGCACACGUCCCCUCAGUGCCAGGCUUCCCUAGGGCUGCCCGAAGCCACUAAAGGGAAAGAAUCCUCAACUGACACGCUUAGGACUCUGCUUCUUGCCCCUUUUAAAACUUGCAAACUCCUCCUCCCUUAGCCUGGCUCCAGGGGCUGGGUGUGCUCAUUUCCAGCCAGCGGGGGGCGCUCAUGGGGCUGCCCCUGUACCUUGGCGCUCAGAGGGGAGAGGGCCAGGGCUCCUAUUCCCUCUACUGCCCGCAGCCUCUGGGGAGCUCUCACUGGGAGGAGGAGGCCUUGUGUGCCUCGGGGAGAGUGGCCAACACCCCAAAGGCCUAGGCCCCUUUGACCCCCCCAUGUUCCAAGAGUGACUCUGGCUGCCAGAUCUUUUUACUACUCAGAGGUGUGAGUGUGUGUCUGCCGAAUCCUAAAUUAACAGAUAUUUAAACAUUUUUUAAGAAAAUAAAAAUUUAUUUUUAUAUUUAAGCUAAAUUGCCUUUGAAUUCCUUCAAGCUUGGUUCACUGAGGUGGUCAAAAGUUCAAAGCUGUCGACUAGGAUUUAGCUGUGCAGUUACCUCUGGGGAGGAGGAAGUGGUCCCUUGUGGGCCUGGAACCCACCCCUGCCAGCCGGGGCAGGCUGGGCUAGCAGCUGGGAAGUGAGCUAGCCCGUGGGGCAGGAAGGGCUGGCCUGCUCUGUUCGAGGGGGUGCAUUCUCUUCCUGCUGGCAGGAGCUGCCGGGCUUCUCCUCCCUGACAGUCAAUGUUACAUGAAAUGUACUUAAUUCUUUUAUAAUGUGAUGUAUGUGGAUGUGACUAAACUUUUUUAUUUUUCCUUGA